CGAGCAGCGACACACACUGAGUGACUUACUGGAGUACCGAGCGCGCGGAUGAACCUGCACUAACCGAUCAUGACACUUCUGGUGUCGCCCGGCGCUGCACACCUCUUGUCUAGCACUGAUGGUAUCUGUGACCGACCGCUGCCCACUCUGUGUCCAUUCUGAGAAUCAUGCUGUCUGGCAGCUGGCGUCGAGGAACCAUCAUGCCCUCUUUGAGCAGCCCGAUUGGGGGUAAAGGCGGGCCGGGGGCCGGGUCCAGACUGGGAAGUACCGUGAUACUGGAAGCGCAGUAUGACUACUCGUACCGUGGUGCAGACGGGCGUUUGGUGUCCAUACACGAGGGUGAACGCUUCCUGCUUCUAAAGAAGACGAAUGCAGACUGGUGGCAGGCGAGAAGGAUUGGGGUGGGUGUGAAGGCCAAACCCAUUUAUGUGCCCGCCACAUACGUCAUAGAGCUGCCCGUCAGCACGUUCCGCCCCUCGCAGCCCAACAGCCAAUCAGAAUGUGACGGUUUCAAGAUGAUUCCUCGCAGUUCACUCACACCCUGCAUGCAAACACAUGGCUCAGUGCCUGAUAAACAGUUCUGUCGCUCUAUGGAGAAUCUCAACAGCAGCAGUGCUUUGAUGGACACACGUGUCGGUGGAGUGUUUCUAAAAGGGCAUUUCCCAACAUUACCGCUCUCCGGUUCCUCUGCCUCGCCCUCGGGUCACCUCGCGUUUCCGGGUGGGUUUUUGAAUUCCGGAGGCCCAAUCGCCCGCAGCCAAAGCUCCAGUAAUCUACCCCAGAACCCGUACCAGGACACAAACUGCUCUAAACCCAGUAUAACCAGCCCCAGCAAAUCCUACAGCCAAUGGGACAUGAGCAGCUCUGCACGCCGACACACAGAGGGGAACAUACAGCUUUCAUCUCCAGGAUACAUUUCCCAGAAUUCCCUGUCAGAGCAGGGGAGGAGACGGUGGACAGAGCCUCCUAAGCCGUUGCCGGGUCAGUGCCCCCUGCAAACGCUGCAGCUGUGGGAUCAGUACCACGACCCUAGUUCUGGACGCUGUUAUUACGUCAACACCUUUACGAAAGAGCGCUCGUGGAAACCUCCACGGCGAUCCCGCGAGAGAGAUGGCAACCAAAACAAAGUCGAUGUUGUGCAUGUAGAGGCGGUUCAACGUGACACCAGGCACCUGUCACUCUCUUUACAAACUUCAGGAAGCAACUCUAUGCACAGGCUGUCACCUGACUUCACCUACAUUACUCACGAUGCCAAUGGUUGGCAGGUGAAUCAGAAGAGUAUGCAGUGCGCUGUGUCGUCAGAUGCUCUCAGCUCGAACUCAUCCAGCUACGAGGAUGCGUAUUGCAGGAACUGCACUCCAGCAGGGGGCGUGUCACACAUGAGCCACUCCUACUCCAUGUUUCUGCCAUCACAAACGCAGAGGACAUCUGCAAACGGCAAGUCGGAUUACAGGGCAGUUGUCGAACCCCCGUCAUCUGACAGCUCGCCAGACAGUGAAGGAGUCACACCGGAGCUAGAAAAGGCCGGUCUUCUCAACAAAACCAAGAUAGCAGAAGGAGGCAGGAAAUUGAGAAAAAACUGGAACCCGUCAUGGGUGGUUUUGGUGGGAAACAGUCUUGUAUUCUUCAAAGACCCCAAAAGCCAGAAUCCUGACAGCUGGAAACCAGGUAACAGUCGUCCAGAGAGCAGUGUGGAUCUGAGAGGAGCUCAGCUACAGUGGGCCAAUGAUCUCUCCAGCAGAAAGAACGUCUUUAAGCUCAGGACAGUUACAGGAAAUGAAUUCUUGCUGCAGUCAGAAAUGGACUCUCUCAUCAGAGAAUGGUACAGAACCAUCCAGAAAGUGAUUGACAGACUGGACAAAGAGAACCCUCUAGAUAAUAUGUCGCUGUAUGCUCUGAGGAGAGCUGGAUCAGUGGAGAUGUUGGACCAGAGUGGAGAUGAAGAUGAAAAUCGAGGAGGAUUCAAAGCGUUGCUCCCUCGCUCCAUCUCGAACUUGGAGAACUCUGAACGCAAGCGUGUGAAGAGCCGUUUGAAGAAGUUUAUUCUCCGGAGACCUCCACUGCAGACGCUUCAGGAGAAAGGACUUAUUAAAGAUCAGGUGUUUGGUUGUAGUUUGGAGCUGCUGUAUGACAGAGAGAAAAACACAGUUCCACAGUUUGUCAGGAAGUGCACAGAGGCCGUUGAGAGAAGAGGGUUGGAGACUGAUGGUAUUUACAGAGUGAGCGGGAAUCUUGCGGUCAUUCAGAAACUUCGCUUCGCUGUCGAUCAUGAGCGAGCGAUCACCACAGACGGCCGAUAUCUCUUUCCUGAGGGUUUAGUUCAAGAGCGUUUGGAUCUGGAUGAUCCGCAGUGGGAGGACAUUCACGUCAUCACUGGAGCGCUUAAGCUGUUCUUCAGGGAAUUACCCGAACCACUCAUACCAUACAGAUUCUUCCACGACAUCGUAGAGACUGUCAAAUUACCUGAUUACCAGGAUAAGGUGGACAGACUGAAGCUGCUGGUCAUCAGUAUGCCGCCACCAAACCAUGACACCUUAAAGCACAUUAUACAACACCUCAAACGUGUGAUGGAGCAGUCCGACAGCAAUCGCAUGACGACGCAGAACAUCGGCAUUGUGUUCGGCCCCACUCUCAUGCGUCCAGAGAACGAGUGUGGAAACAUGGCUAUUAACAUGGUGUAUCAGAACCAGGCCAUAGAACUCCUGCUGAGUGAAUAUGAGCAGAUCUUUGGACCCAAGACCAUCGGCUCUUAUUAAGACAAGAACUGCAGAGUGACCUCACAGAACAGUGAGAUGAGACACAGACGGGCAGAUGGGUUAUCUGUCUUUACACGGUUCUAAUCCACAAGAUGGACAAAUUCAUGGAGGGUUUUUCACGUCUUCCAAAGCAAAAUGAGCAUCACCGUCAAGACGAACUUCAGAUACAUGAGAGGCAUUUAUAAAUGUGUAAAUCUCACAAGAACAUGUCCAGGUCAUAUUUCACCUCAAAAUGGAAAGAAAAAAAUAAGAAAUUAUAUUUUGUAUAAAGAAAAUGAAGCCUUUUAUUAGGACCAUUAAGAUUGUCAUUACUGUAAUUCAGUCAUGUUUUACAGUAUUACAGUAAAAAAGUGUAAUGGCAUUUUCACACCGGAUGCCACACGAAAAAGCGAGACCACUGCUGGUGAAAUAUAACCUGGACAUUUGUUCUUUCAUGAGACAAGAGGGUGUGUGUGUGUGUGUGUGUGUGUGUGGUCUGUAUCUGAACUCGUAAGAUCUUCCCUAGUGCCUUUGUGUUUUAUUUUCAAACUACUUGCAUCUUUGAGCAAAGUUAAUGCACAAUGCAAAGCUGUCAAAUAAAGCCGUACAUGUCACUCAAUAAUGAUGUUCAGCGCAGGUCAAAAGUUGAACACAUUCAAUCGUUUGAGUCAUUAGACGCCUUUUAAUAGACAAAUAAAACAUUGUAUAAUUCACUCCAAAAUGCGACGUAAUUCUAUUCCCAUUGUUCCAGUGUGGUGGUUGUGCGUGUGUGUGUGUGCCACUCGCUCUGCUGCCAUUUGUCCAAAACUCUGCUUUUAAUAACAGAACAAAAGAUGAACUAAAAAUGCAUAUGUUUAAAAAAUGUGUAUCCCCCCUCCUCGUCCCACACGCCGUGGUUUGGUAAUUUUAUAUGGACUGUGGCUUUGGCUGUAGACAAAAAGAGCAAUAGAGAAAGCCUACACGGAUUUUAAUGUUCCAUUUUAUAUAUUUAUUCAUUUUUAUUUUCUUAUUUAAAUUCUCUGAGGGGCUCUGAAGGGGUUUGUGGAGGUUUCUGAUGAAGGUUAUUUCAAAACAGAACACAAACGACUGAAGAUAUAUUAUUAUUAUUAUUAUUAUUAUUAUUAUUAUUAUUAUUAUUGUUUUUUAUAGUGUGAAGUUGUUUUGCCUGUUUAUCUUUGUGCCAGUAAUCUUGCUGAAACCAGUAGAAGUCCAUUUCUGCCUCAUAAAAAAGCUGUGAUUUGGUGGGUCAAAAGUAUGUGAUACAAAGUCUUCAUUUUGAGAGAGUCAAAUUUAUGAGAGAAAUUCUUAAUUAUGAGAUAAAAAGUCAAAAUUGAGAUAGUAAGUCAUAAUUAUGAGAGAAAAAUUAAUUAUGAGAAAAAUUAAUAAUUAUGAGAAAAAUUAAUAAUUAUGAGAUAAAAUUAAAAUUGAGAUACUAAGUCAUAAUUAUGAGAUAAAAAGUAAAAAUUGAGUCAUAAUUGAGAUAAUAGAUCAAAACUAUGAGUGUAAAACGUCUUAAUUAUGAGAUUAAAAAAAAGUACAAAUUGAGAGUCAAAUUAAUGAUAAAAAUGUAUAAUUAUGACAUAAAAAGUCCAAAUUGAGAUAAUAUUUUUUGAGAGUCAAAUUUAUGAGAUAAAAAGUAAUAAUUAUGAGAGAAAGUCAAAACUGAGAGAAAAAAUUCUUAAUUAUGAGAUAUUAAGUCAAAAUUAUGGGAUAAAAAAUUGAAAUUAUGAGAGAGUGUAAAUAUUUUGAGAUUCUCAUUAUUUAUCUCAAAAUGUUUAUAUGAAAAGCCACAAUAAUGAGAUAUAGUCAUAAGUGUGAGAUAAACAGUCUUAAUUGUGAGAUAAAAUACAUAAUUAUGAGAUUAAAAGUCAAAAUGGAGAUAAAAAGUAAAAAUUAUGAGGAAAAAUUAAUAAUUAUGAGAUAAAAAGUUAAAAUUGAGAUAAAAAGACAUAAUUAUGAGAUAGUCAAAACUAUGAUAUAAAAAGUUAAAUUUAUGAGAAAAUUAAUAAUUAUGAGAUAAAAAGUAAAAAUUGAGAUACUAAGUCAAAAUUAUGGGAUAGUCAAAAUAAUGAGAUAAAGUAAAAAUUGAGUCAUAAUUAUGAGCUAAAAAAGUGAAAAUGAUGAGUUAGUCAAAACAAUGAGAGCAAAAAGUCUUAAUUUUGAGAAUUCAAAUUUAUGAGAAAUUAAUAAUUAUGAGAUAAAAAGUAAAAAUUGAGUCAUAAUUAUGAGAUAAAUUCAAAACUAUGAGAGAAAUUCUUAAUUAUGAGAUAAAAAGUAAAAAUUGAGAUACUAAGUUGAAAUUAUGAGAUAAAAAGUAAAAAUUUUGAGUCAUAAUUAUGAGAAAAAUUCAUAAUUAUGACAUAAAAAGUCCAAAUUGAGAUACUAAAUCAAAAUUAUGGGAUAAAAAAUCAAAAUUAUGAGAUAAAGUAAACAUUUUGAGAUUAUCUCAUAAUUAUUACUUUUUGUCCCAUAAUUAUGACUAUCUCAAAAUGUUUAUUUGAAAAGCCACAAUAAUGAGAUAUAGUCAUAAUUAUGAGAUAAAAAAGUUAGUUUUUCGAUAAAAAGUCACAGUAAUGAGAUCAUCUCGUUAUCAUGAUCUAGUAUCUCAUAAUUAUGAUUUCAAAGCACAACUGUUUUAUGUAGCAGAAAUGGGUUUCCAUAGAAACCUUUCGGCCAAUUAGAAAAACCCUUUGCAAAUGACUAAAUGUGAGUGAGGCCUGUGAUAAAGUCAUAAUCGACUCUAAUAUUAAAAAUUCUGUCAUCAUCUACUCACACUUAUGUUGUUCCAAACCCGUUUGAUUUUUUUUUUCCCACACAAAAGAUGUUUAGCAGAAAGUUCAUGCUGUUCUUUACCAUACAAUGAGAGUGAAUGAGGACUGACACCUUGAAAGUAUAAUAAAGAUAGUUCAAACGACUCGUUUGCUAUAUUCCAAGUCUUCUGAAGACAUAUGAUAGCUUCAAAGGUUUACAACAAUAUGAGGGUGAGUAAAUGAUGACAGGAUUUUCAUUUUUGUGUGAGCUGUCCCUUUAAGAGAAAUAGGCAUAUGUAAUAUAAAUUAAGUUCAUUGUCUGGCUUCAUAACCAGUCCUUGUAUUCCUACACUGUCUCUACAUAUUUCAUUAUGUCUGUAAUCUUAAAUGUGAGAACUCAUUUUUCUUUUUCUUUUGUUAUCUGUACAUUAACUUGUAUCUCAUAUAGCUGGAAAACAUUUCUCACGACACCACAUACAGUAGCCGAUGUAUAAUUCGCUUUUCCUCCCUUCAAAUUCUGUAUUUCACAAUCAUUUGACAAUAAAAAAAAGAGAAAAGUCA
This is a messenger RNA of Myxocyprinus asiaticus (Chinese sucker), 6046 nucleotides long. RefSeq names its product rho GTPase-activating protein 15-like. The record is from RefSeq and is a predicted model, not a curated record. Gene Ontology annotation, molecular function: protein binding; phospholipid binding. Gene Ontology annotation, cellular component: cytoplasm. Lineage: Eukaryota; Metazoa; Chordata; Actinopteri; Cypriniformes; Catostomidae. Bases 168 to 2756 code for a protein of 862 amino acids. Gene Ontology annotation, biological process: regulation of GTPase activity; signal transduction. The transcript is spliced from 20 exons.